GACCCGCCUUACUCAUUCAAGCUCUUCUCUUUCUCCUCUGGCGGCAAAAGUUGCAGAGCUGAACUCAUUACUCUGUGGAUCGGUUUCUUUUGUUGCAAAGUAUAAGAGAUGCCCAAAGAGCUUCCUGGAUUUUUCUAUGAUGCUGAGAAGAACAGAUAUUUCCCUAUUAAGGGUCCGAUUCCUGGUUCUUCUAAGAAACGAAAAUCGCCUUCACCUAUAGUCUCUACUAAGGAGAGAGACAAAGGGAAAUGCAUGAAGUCAAGGAGCAAUAAGUUACUCCAUGUUAGAGAGUUGUGCGGUAAAGUCAUUGCAUCCAGAAAAGGGAAACUAAAUUUUCAAAUGGAAUUCCUGAAGAAACAAGCAUCAUACCCUCAGAUUUGGAAGUAUGAUGGCACACAAAGAAUUGUUAACAGUGCUUUGGAGCACUUGACUGUUGAUCAAAACACGCCAGAGGGCCUGGUCCAGACUGAUAUUCUGUUGACAGGUGGCAUGAAUGGCUCGUUGUGUAUAUUUGAAGUUGGAAAGGUUGGACAAGAAUUUAAUCAAGGGGUAAAAUGCUUGCCAGAUCGUGUUUGGCCUCUCAAAGACAGAUACGGAGAAGGGUAUUAUGACUCACCAGGACAUGUCUGGAGACCUCGAGGAGCUUUUGUACAUAUGCCAUCGAAUAUAUCUUGUAUAAAGAUGUCCCAAAAGCACCCUGCACCCGUCAGUGAUGCUUCUUUAAAGCAUAUUCUGAUAACUACUCUGGGAGCUGAAUCAUCUGGUGGAACAGUCAACAUUCUGAACCUCAGUGAACCACUAGAUCUUAAUUCAAGUAUACCAACUGAUAGAACAAGAAUUUCUGAGAUUGCUUCAUUUGAGUGUACAGUUUGGACGGCAGAUUGUAGUCAUGAUCAGAAACAAGCAGUAGUAGGUACCAAUAGAGGAGCUGCAAUGUUGGACAUAGAAACAGGAGUGAAAUCCUGGGUUUGUCGGUCUAAAAGCGACAUUUUCUCCAUACAAUUUGAUAAUUCAGAAAAUAUUGUUUUAUGUGGGCUAAGAAAUGGAACAAUUUUAUCCAUUGACACCCGUCAAAAACCAGGAGAAUUUUCUGGUAGGCUUCCUCAGAAUAGAAUUCCGUGCCAUUCUAAUGGGUCUUCUAGUAGGUUUAAAAGCUCUGCUAGAGAUUCCUUCCAGAUCAAAGGGAAGAUGUAUCACUGCAACACAAUAUCUAUGCCUUCUUCUGUAUGUUGUUUGGCAUCUUUGAGACUUUAUGAUCAAUGUUUCCUGGCAAGCUCUAUGGACGGAUCGAUAAAGCUUUAUGAUCGUCGUCUAAUGAGGGGUGCAAUUCAAUCAUAUGAGGGAAAUAAAAAUUCUCAUAGUCGGAUACAGCUUGGAGUUGACCCAUCAGAGAUAAUGGUCAUGUCAGGUGGAGAGGACUAUCAUUUGCGGCUAUGGAGUAUCAAAUCUGGUGAACUGCUAUUCGAUGAUAAAUUCAUGGAUUCGAUCCCCUCAGUUGUACGCUGGCCAAAAACUGAAGGUCUCCUAGGAAUGGGAAAACAAAUCCAAGGUGCAUGGCUUGGAUCUGAAGAAGGGUUGUUUUUCAUGGACUGGCCUUGAGGAAAUGUCUUCUUGGUGGUCUCUUACUUGGAAUAUUCAGAACUUUGCACAUAUUAAUGUCAGCUGGUUUUGAUUAGGGAUGGCAAUGAGGCGGUGCAGUUUUGAUGUUAUG
This is a messenger RNA of Solanum verrucosum, 1711 nucleotides long. RefSeq lists its product as uncharacterized. NCBI's taxonomy places the organism in Eukaryota, Viridiplantae, Streptophyta, Magnoliopsida, Solanales, Solanaceae. The record is from RefSeq and is a predicted model, not a curated record. Gene Ontology annotation, molecular function: protein binding. The transcript is spliced from 13 exons. Bases 109 to 1599 code for a protein of 496 amino acids.